AUGUGCUGGCUGCCGAUAGACCAGCCUUUGCUGAUGCCGAGACACUCGUCAUUAUCCCGUAGUCCAUCGCCCUGCUCCAUGGCUCAGGUUGUUGCAUCGCGCUUGAGGAGAGUCGGGGACCAGUUUGAGAAGAGCUUUGCGUCUGGAGCCACAGAGUACACUUCAGUGAGAUUUGGCGGCAAAAGACAUCUGAGGAGCGCCCUGUGGAGCCUGGCCGCGCUCCUGCUGCUCUUCACAAGGCGACACCUGUAG
Molecule: messenger RNA, 252 nt
Organism: Knipowitschia caucasica
Lineage: Eukaryota; Metazoa; Chordata; Actinopteri; Gobiiformes; Gobiidae
Source: the annotation of a GenBank genome assembly